UAAAUGCUACAUUGCUUACCUUGGAGCAAAAUAAUCUCUAACACUUUUUUGCCCCUUCCCUGUAUCAAGUUGACUUUGUUUUCGUGUUUUUAACAAACAGGUAAGAUUGUCUCGAAUAUCCAUGUUAGCAGAAACUUAUUAUACAUUAGAUAGCUAGUUGAGGUAAUUAUUUUGCUUUCAUAACGACUACUAUUUAAAUUAAAUCAAAUUAAACCAAAAACCCAAACAAACAACGAGUACUAUAGAUUAAAAGAGAUGAUUUCAGACAGAAUGCCACAGAUUGGGUCCAAUCCAUGCUCAGAGGGUCCACAAGGCCAAGGGGAUGUCAAAGUGAAACAUUACUUCGUUUUAUGUGUUAAUGGGACCGAUUCUGGUAUGCUUCUCCAAAUUUGAAAUUAAAAUUGACAAUCCUUGUCAGGCUCUAUACAAAAUGAAGAAGAAAAACUUAAAUAAAAUUUGACAACAAAUUUUAUUUAAGUUAGAAAAACAUGCCAGAAUCGGCCCAGUGUAAUUUCUAUAAAGGGAGUCAAAACAUACUAAGUCUAUACAUCCUUAUUUUUUUUUGUACAAGUCCUAGCUUUCAUUUGUUUUAUUUCCGAAAUGAUAACCGCUUUUUAUUGAAAAAUACAUAGAAAAUGCAUAGAUAAGUAUACAUUUUUCAGGUUUAAUGAAUACUAAGGAUCAUAGACAAGACAAUAUGACUAUAGAAUUCUUUGUAAAACGACACAAAAUGGAAUUUCAAUGUCAAAAAGGUCAUUCUUAAACAGUGUGUUUUCUACAACAGAAUUUUAGUGACAUCAGAUAUUCCUCACUACUGAUUCGUUGCUCUGGUUGAUAUUAGGUUCUAGUUUUUGAAGAACCUAUCACAAUCGUCUAUCGGUUAGUAAUUCGUAAGGAAGUGGUAAUUUAAAAUUAACUCUUUUGCUGAAUGUGAUUUUGUCGAUUUCGCUGACUGAUUCUUUCUUGGAAUUUUAGCAGCUCAGUGAUAGAAGUAAUUCACUCAGUUAACAUUGUUUAAUUAAUUAACAGUAACAGUCCUUAUUUGAAAGGCGAAAGUGAAGCACCAAUCCAGUCUGUGAAGUAUAAACCAAGAUGGGCCGCAAAUUUGUUGUUGGUGGCAACUGGAAGAUGAACGGGGAUAAGAACCAAAUAAAUGAGAUUGUUAACAACUUGAAGAAAGGCCCAUUGGAUCCAAACGUAGAGGUUGUAAUUGGAGUACCAGCUAUUUACUUGGCCUAUGUCAAAAGCAUUGUGCCAGACACCAUCGGCGUAGCUGCCCAAAAUUGCUGGAAAGUUCCUAAGGGUGCUUUCACAGGAGAGAUAUCACCUGCCAUGAUUAAAGAUGUAGGAGCUGAUUGGGUGAUUUUAGGACACUCUGAAAGAAGAACUAUCUUCGGAGAAAAGGAUGAUCUUGUUGCACAAAAAGUUGCUCAUGCAAUAGAGUCGGGCUUGAAGGUGAUUGCUUGUAUCGGCGAGACACUGGACGAAAGAGAGGCUGGGAAGACUGAGGAAGUUGUCUUCAGACAAACCAAGGCUCUUCUGCCUGCUAUCGGCAGCAACUGGGACAAGGUUGUGCUUGCCUAUGAAUGUGUAUGGGCUAUAGGCACUGGAAAAUCGGCUACUCCUCAACAAGUCCAGGAUGUGCAUGCUUCUUUGCGUAACUGGCUGUCCACGAACGUAUCCGCUGACGUAGCAGCUAAAGUCCGCAUUCAAUAUGGUGGUUCCGUGACAGGAGCUACGGCUAAGGAGCUCGCUGCCUGCCCAGACACAGACGGAUUCAUAGUCGGAGCAGCCAGUCUGAAGCCAGAAUUCGUUGAUAUUGUCAACGCUACUCAGUAAAAGCUAAACUUUACCCCUUUAGCCGUAACGUACAUGUGUCUUUUACUUUUGUUUAUGAAUAAGUUUUUUGGGCAAUUUACUCAAACUCUAUGUGCGUAGAUUAAGUAUAAUUUUUAAGCUAUAACUAGUACAGUCAUUUGGUGAGAAAUAUUUUUUACGAUUGCAACCUCGUAUUUAUACGAGGUGGCAAAGUCGAAAUUCGGAAAGAGCACCUCAAAAUCUAUAAAAUUACCAAUUUUUAAAACUCCCGCAAAACUUUCCAGCUAAAUCUACCAAAUGACUGUAUUAAAUUGCGUACCGAGUAACGGCGGGUUACUUUGAACUAAAAUGUGCACUUUUUUUUCAAAUAAAAUUGUAGCUUCUCUUUGUGAUGAAUAUGUCACGUUUAUAUCUCUCCAUUGUGAACUUUAAAGUAUAAGUUACAAAGUUAUAGUUAAGUUAAGAAAAUAGGAAAAAAUAAUAUUUAAGUGUUCAUAAAUAUUUUUCUUUAUUUUGGGCCAAAGUUGGCCUUAAAGAGGGUUACUUUAGCUCGUUGAUUUUUCUCUGUCAAAAAAACUCAUUUUAAGCCAUGUUGGGGUUAAGUAACCCUUAUAACAGAUCACCAUUAGCAUACCGUAUACAAGAAUGGAUGUUUUUACCCAAAAAUAAUUAAGUUAAAGACAACAUUGUAAACUUACCGAAAACCACAGUUUUGAGAAAGUUUGCGCAUCAACUUGCGAACUAUUUCAGUUACAAAAAAUCCCGCGUUACAAUGACAAUUUGAUACAGGAACGAUGUCGGUAAAACAACACCACACUACGCGCCUAUAUGGCUAUCUGUGAUUUUCAACUGGAAUUAUUACGGUCACCCAAAAGAUACUGAUGGGGCGGCAAGUUCAAUAUUUUUUCUGAUUUGGGACAAAGUUACCCGCCCGAGCUAAAGUAACCCUCACUUACGGUAUUUAAAAUUUUAUUUCUAAAUGUCGUGUGAAAUGCUGGCGUUAUUUGAGAUUGUUAUUUCUGAUGAUUUUAUAUAUUUUAUAGAACUUUUAUGUAAAUCUAAGACAUGGUUGUUGUAAGCGAAUGUUACAGAUUCGUCUAUCUUUAAAAAAAAUAAUGCAUGCUUUGUUAUAAUUCAGGUAAAUGUAGUGUAGCUGGUAGAGGUAGAUGCCGUAAAGAUUUAAAAUAAUGUGGUUUUCGUACUGCAUUUCUGAUUAAUUGUCUUCUAAUAUAUUAC
Chilo suppressalis (striped riceborer) is the source of this 3054-nucleotide messenger RNA. The record is from the annotation of a GenBank genome assembly. Lineage: Eukaryota; Metazoa; Arthropoda; Insecta; Lepidoptera; Crambidae.